Messenger RNA from Protomyces lactucae-debilis, 573 nucleotides. Its product is annotated as Rtf2 RING-finger-domain-containing protein. Gene Ontology annotation, cellular component: nucleus. The transcript has a single exon. Gene Ontology annotation, biological process: site-specific DNA replication termination at RTS1 barrier; mitotic DNA replication termination. The annotation marks the transcript as partial. The record is from RefSeq and is a predicted model, not a curated record. NCBI's taxonomy places the organism in Eukaryota, Fungi, Ascomycota, Taphrinomycetes, Taphrinales, Protomycetaceae.
AUGGGAAACGAUGGAGGAAGUAUCCCAUCUCGCGAUGAAAUGGUUCGCACCAAGGCUGCACCCAGAGCGAAAGACGACCUCAAGCAAGCAGCAAAACAAGAUGCCUGGUCCUACUGCGCACUGUCACGUUCGCAACUGACAGCACCGCUGGUAUCUGAUGGGCAUGGGAAGCUGUAUAACAAGGAGAGUAUCUUGACGUAUUUGCUCGAGCCGUCAGAGUUUGCGGGCGACGCGUCAAAGCAAAUGGCGCAUGUUACAUCGAUGAAGGAUGUCGUGGUAUUACAGUUGAGUAAGAGCGGCGACAAAUAUAUCUGCGAAGUGACUAGAAGAGACAUGGAUGGCGCGACGCCCUUCGUCUAUCUGACUCCGUGUGGUCACGCACUGGCGAAGGCGGCACUGAGCCAUUCAGAUGAUCGCGUGUGUCCAGUAUGCGACAUGGCUUUUGAUGAGCGCGACAUUAUACCCAUCAAUCCGGAAGAGGCCGACACCGCGCGGCUUCAAAGUCGGCUGGAGGCAUUAGCAGCAGAGGGCUUGACACACAGCGGCGCACCAAUGCGCAAGAAGAAGCGGAAG